Molecule: messenger RNA, 2711 nt
Organism: Rosa chinensis
Lineage: Eukaryota; Viridiplantae; Streptophyta; Magnoliopsida; Rosales; Rosaceae
Product: probable protein phosphatase 2C 52
Exons: 6
Coding region: 952-2364 (470 amino acids)
Biological process (GO): protein dephosphorylation
Molecular function (GO): protein serine/threonine phosphatase activity
Source: RefSeq, a predicted model, not a curated record
AAUUCUCAAUCUAAUUUCCAAUGCUUUGUUUGUCUCAUGAUCAAGAAUGUUCUUCAGCUCUUGGGUUUGAGUUUUUUUUUUUGUAAGAUCUGCAUGUGCAGAAACUUCUCUAGUUUGGUCAAAUUCGUUCUCCGGCAUUAUUUUUAGCAACCAAACAGAACAUUUGGUGAUUGUUUGUUUGCUACUCUUUUUUGAUGAUGAUGCAAUAUUCGAAGUGAUCUGUUCUGCUCACAAGCUUUGGCCUUUUCCUUGACAUAUACUCAGUAGCCAAACAAGGAUUAAGCUUUUGUUUGUUUGCCUCCUUUUUCCUUGUGAUGAUAUUUGCGUAAUAUUUACAUGAUCGUGUGUUUUUUUUGACAAAAAAUCGUUGCUUUCGUCUUUUUCCUGCUUUUGCGAUUUGCUUUAUGUUGGGUUUCUCUAGUGGGAAAACUACAGUUCGUACUCUCGAUUUCAUUAUUGCUUUUAUUCCAAUCUCCUUAUGACUAUUUCUCCUCCAUAUGAAUCUGUUGACCCAACUCUUGCUCUGUUUGGUUGCUGAGAAACCGGAGGAGAAAAAGAAAGAAAUUUACUUGAAUUUCGAAAUUUUCAAAAGUAAUUGAUACCAAAUUUUGAGGUACAGGUCUGGCUGUUUGUUGAUAUUGGUCAAAUUUUCAGUAACUCUAAUGAGGAUUGGAGAUUCAUAACUUGGGUUUCUCCAAUUGGUUAAGAAGCUGGUUUUGUCAUCGGUUCACGUAACCUCCAUAGCGUAUUUGACUAUGAUAAAAUGCCUCAUGUCCCCAAUUUUCUAUGUCAAGUUGUAAAGUGGAUUCGGCUUUGAUGUGUGGGAAUCGUUGGCAUUUGGAUAGUCUUUUGCUCAGUUGACCAUUUCAAAAGUUCAUGUGAGAUCUGUUUGGCCAAAGGAUGAAUCUUAUCCCUUAUUGCAUCAGAUGUCUUCUUUGAGGAGCUGAACAAAUGGGGGGCUGUGUUUCGACUGGUAAUAAAAGGACUUGCAGUAGCAGGAACAAUGGAGAGACGCUUUCUCCUUCAUGCUUGGGGAUUGGAUUUUGUGCGAAAAAGAGGCCAAAGACAUUCUCGGACCGUGUAUAUACCCUGCAGAGUUUACCUUCCAUACCCAACCGCAUUUUUGCCAAUGGAAAGAGCAGAGCGUCUUGCAUAUUCACGCAGCAGGGCCGUAAAGGCAUAAACCAGGAUGCCAUGGUUGUGUGGGAAGACUUCAUGUCAGAAGAUGCGAUAUUUUGUGGUGUGUUUGAUGGCCACGGUCCACACGGUCAUCUUGUUGCUCGCAAAGUAAGGGAUGCAUUGCCAUUAAAGCUGCUAUCCUUCUUGAAUUCUUCUCAAUCAAGGUCAAAUGUGUCGAGUAAAACAUGUUUCAGAGGGAAUGUAAAGAAACCAGAUGGUGGAGAAACUGAGAAGGAUGCUUCACCUGAGGAGAAAUUAAAUCUAGAAUGGAGAGAAGCUUUCAUGAAGUCAUACAAGUCCAUGGACAAGGAACUUAGGUCUCAUCCAAAUGUAGAUUGCUUCUGUAGUGGUAGCACUGCUGUCACUCUAGUCAAACAGGGGUCAAAUCUUUUCAUGGGUUAUAUUGGGGAUUCCCGAGCAAUCCUUGGAUCAAAAGACAGUAGCGAUUCCAUGAUAGCAAUCCAGUUAACUGUUGAUCUAAAGCCUGAUCUGCCAAGGGAAGCUGAAAGGAUUAAACGAUGUAAGGGUAGGGUGUUUGCUUUGCAAGAUGAGCCUGAAGUACCUCGAGUGUGGUUGCCUUUUGAUGAUGCUCCUGGUUUAGCAAUGGCUCGAGCCUUUGGGGAUUUCUGUUUGAAGGAGUAUGGAGUGAUCUCCAUUCCUGAAUUUGCACACCGGAUGCUUACAGAGCGAGACCAGUUCAUUGUCCUUGCCUCAGAUGGGGUUUGGGAUGUCUUGAGCAAUGAAGAGGUUGUUGAGAUAAUUUCCUCAGCUCCAAGCCGCUCAGCAGCUUCAAGAUAUGUGGUAGAUGCAGCUGCUCGUGAAUGGAAACUUAAAUACCCAACGUCAAAGAUGGACGAUUGUGCAGUUGUUUGCUUGUUUUUAGAUGGGAAAAUGGAUUCAGAAUCUGAUUACGAGGAACAAGGCUUUUCAUCUGCAACCCUCCAGAGCAAUCACUCCGGCAAUGCAGUUGAAUCCGAUGAUGGCCAGAAGUCUGAGCCCUCUUUGCAGAGGAAUUGCACUGUAAGAUCAUCUGAUGAAAAUGAUACUUAUGGACGACUACCUGUUGAGAAUGAAGGGAAUGUCGAACCAAUGUCAACUGAAGACCAGAAUUGGUUAGGUUUGGAAGGUGUCACGCGUGUGAACUCCCUGGUUCAGCUUCCAAGAUUUUCUGAGGAAAGGCCAUAAGUUUUGUGAUUCAAGUAUGAAAUGGCAUUUUGUUGUACUAUGGGAUCUUUAUUUUUUUGCCUCAUUAAAUCCAAAAGAAAGAUAAAUCUUUCUGGAUUGCCAUUUCCUCCAAAUUUGUUGUAGGCACAAAAUGUCAGGGUACAGUUCUCUUCAGGUAACUGAGGAAUUAACUGGUCUUUGGUUUUCUUAAGUUUUAUGUACAUUCAUAGUCCCAAUGACACUUUGGCAAUGUAGAUGUAGCAUUUGUUACCUGCGGCCUUGUAGGCUUGUUUUACAUCUGUUGUAGGCAUUGGAUUUAUUCGUAGUAGUGCCUGUAAUAACAAGGAUAAAUGGUUGUUUCUGUUGAA